AUGGUAGCGUCUCCUGUCAAAACAACCAAUGGUGUCCCACAUUCAGGUAGUUCAACAUCCGAACUGAGCACGAUCUCUUCCUCUGAUAAGGAUCAAGAUGACAAACAAGUUGGUAUCAAUGGGAAAGGGAAGAAGAGGGCUAGGGAUAGCGAAGUCAGUAUCAACCAAUCGAAUAAGAAGAAAGCUAGACAAUCGGAAGGUGCAGUCAGUGCAGAUGGCAAGAAGGAAAGAGGAACGUAUUGCCAUAUUUGUCGAAGGAAAUGUGAACCUGGUCACUCUUUGAGAUGUAGUAAUACGAAAAAGAAAGGAUCGACAAAUCGACCGUGCGAUUUAUCGUACUGUGAUAGAGAUCUGACCGUUCGUUAUGGUAUAUCACCUGAGAGGAUAAACAGUAUAAGGAGAACCACCAAGCAUUCGUCGAGCUCCAUCGACGGACCAAGUGGUAGUGCUAUUGAGGAAGGGUAUGAAUGGGAGUGUCCAUGCUGUCGGGAUGAUUGUCAGUCUUCGAAUUGUCGAAAGAAGAAAGGUCUGGAACCUUUAGGGAAUUUGACAAAAGCAGCCAAAGCUUCAGGUGAUACCUCCAUAUCUUCGUUCCCCAAAGCGAACGGUCAUUCCACGUCCACCUCUUCACCUCACAAAGCCACUUCGACCUUACACAAAUCGCCUGACUCAGAUGAUGAAUCGAUGUUGUCUGACAUAGAAGCCGAAGCACCUAAGAAAAAGAGAGGAAGGCCGUCAAAAACCAACGGCGUCUCCCCAGGCAAGAAAGGUGGAAAUCAUAGCCCAACGAAAUCUAUUAGCGCAUCCCCCAAAAAGAACACUAAUCUAUCAAAGGUGAAUGGUACCAGCAAGAGAGACUCUGUAGACACCUCGGCAAGUACGGAUCUCACCGAUAUCGACUCUGAUAAUGCCGCUGAACCACCAAAGAAAAAAGGCAGACCUUCAAAGGUCCACGGAGAAAGUCAAUCCAUUUCGGGAACGCCUAAAAUCAAGAAAUCUAAAUCAACUUCACUAGUGUCCACCCCUAAAAACAAGACACCCAAAGGAACGAAGAAAGAUAGUGAAAGUAAGAGUAAACCAGGUCCUAAACCCAAGAAUACACCUGUAGUGGAAAUACAGAAAAACAAAAACAAAAAGCAAUCUAAAGAAAGUGGGAAGAGCACGGGUAAACAAGAUGCUAAAGGUCAGAAAUCAACACCGAAGAAGAAGGUAAAAGAUGAGAAAAAAGUGAAACUCAAACCGGUGAAGAAACCUGAAGUCAUACCGGAUCCUCCUGUCUUCGAGAAAGUUGCUACCAAGUUUGGGAGGGAGGAGGCCGAACAGAGGAUAAUGCUUCGAGAGUAUUUGUUCAGAUUCAGAGCUGUAUUGUCUUUCCCUGAAAGAGCAUUGUUCCCCAUCGAUGACUUUGAUCGACCAUUGACAGAAGCAAGCGUCAGAUUAUUUGCUGGAGCUAUGGUGGAUAUGAUCAAGGAUGAAUUACAAGGUAGCGAUAACGAGGAGCUUGUCGAUACGCUCUUCAACAUACGAGAGGAAUUGCGAUACUAUGCGGAUCUCGCUCGUUUCCAGAGCAUGUACAACAUGGUUUCGGAACCACUCGACCUUCGACUUCCUCCACCCAUCGUAGACGAACGAUUAGAAGCUAACAACUCUGCCCUUCGAGCGAUCCUUGACCUCGGUGAUGAUCAACCUCCUCCAGCUUGGGCGACUGAACUCACCGCUGGACCAUCAAGACGUACGGCAGCUUCUAGAAUCCCACCACCCGCCGAGGUCGUGCGCAUGCUCAUUGCUUUUGCUGAACGGACAUUGUCGACACCUAAAAUCAGAAGCGAUAUGGAAUACUUUGUUCCGGAGAAUGACAUGAGGAGGAAACACGCUAGUGCGAUCAAGAAGGAGAUGAAUACGAUGGAAAGUAAGAAGAAAAAGCUGAAUGAGGCGAGGUUGAAAUGUAAGACUGCAGCGGAUACAAAGGCGCACAGGGAAGAGUUCAACAAGCAAAUGAAAGAUCACUCGUUACGUCUCGCUCUGAUCAACGUCAAUCUUGAAGCUCAACUUGCUCGUCGGGCUCUACGACAUGAACCACUUGGUAUCGAUCUUGAUGGAAGGAUAUAUUACGCUUUGGCGCCGAGAGAGAUUGACGAUGACGUUAGACCGCCUUUGGGAUGGGCAUCAGGUCUCUUAGUGUGGGGUAUCGGAGUAGAGGCAAAGACAGGCGAAGAGACAGAUUUACCUGUCUCUGUCGAACGAUGGAGUCAUUUUGGGAAAUCUCAAGAUGUCAAACUGCUCGUCCAGUGGGUCGAAUGGAGAUUCAAGAAACAUAUUGACUCGCUCAAACCGGCAAAAUCAGCGAAAUCACCUGCAAAACCCAAAACUCCAGCUAAAAAUCCACUCACAACACCUUCUAAGAAUAACGUCAAUUCGACUAAGAAAACACCUGGUUCCAAGAUGAAACAAAAGACGUUACUAGAAGUCGUCAUACCUACAUCUGCCAAGCGGGUUGGUUCAGCUGAAUCAUCCUUGUCAUCAUUAUCGACUGCAGCCCAAGCUCUGGGUGACGCCGAUGCUUCUUCGACUUCUUCGGGACUUACCCCACCUCCUACGUCGAACAAGGAUGAAUUGCUGGCUCUGGUUAACCCGGAAGGGUACCAACCCUCCGUAGAAACGAUAGAAGAGAAUGGAAAUAAGUUGGUAUCGAAUUUGCGACAAGUGCAUAGAUGGCUGGAAGUGUUAGAAUGGAAAGGGUUCGGAGAGAUUGCUUAG
This is a messenger RNA of Kwoniella botswanensis, 2757 nucleotides long. RefSeq lists its product as uncharacterized. The record is from RefSeq and is a predicted model, not a curated record. Gene Ontology annotation, cellular component: nucleus. Lineage: Eukaryota; Fungi; Basidiomycota; Tremellomycetes; Tremellales; Cryptococcaceae. The transcript is spliced from 8 exons. The coding region runs from base 1 to 2757 and encodes 918 amino acids. Gene Ontology annotation, biological process: regulation of DNA-templated transcription.